AUGUCGCCUCCCUUGUUUGAUUUUGUCGAGGCUAAAGACAAACUCACGGAAUCCGCCAAGCAAGCACUGAGCGACAAAAGCAGCAGAGCCGUCAUUAACGCUUUCCAUCACAUCACCGGAAAUGAGACCGAAAAGAAGACCACACUGGACCAGGCUUUUCGGGUGGUUCUCGGAGAGCAGAUUAUGGACCAGGCGUCGAGUUGUGACGACUACCUGUCUCUUAUCUGUAUGAGCAUAGAUGCAGUCACUGAGGGGAUUUGCUCUGCAACAACGCCUUUCGUGCUGCUGGGAGAUGUGCUGGACAGUCUUCCUCUGGACCAGUGUGACAACAUCUUUACCUUUGUGGAGGAGAACGUCGCCACGUGGAAAUCUAAUUCCUUCUACACUGCUGGCAAAAACUACCUGUUGAGGAUGUGUAAUGAUCUCCUACGACGUCUGUCCAAGUCUCAGAACACUGUAUUCUGUGGACGGAUACAACUUUUCCUGGCCCGUCUUUUCCCGCUCUCGGAAAAAUCCGGUCUGAAUCUCCAGAGCCAGUUCAACCUGGACAAUAUCACAGUUUUCAACAAAAACGAAGAUGAAAGCACUUUUGGACUCAAGCACACAGAAGAGAAGGAAGAUGGCAUGGAGGUGGAGGAAGGAGAGAUGGGCGAGGAAGAAGCGCCAGCGUCUUGCUCCAUCCCCAUCGACUACAACCUUUACAGAAAGUUCUGGACGCUGCAGGACUACUUCAGAAAUCCGGUACAGUGCUACGACAAAGUCUCCUGGAUGACCUUCCUCAAGUACUCGGAUGAGACGCUGGCCGUGUUCAAGAGCUUUAAGCUGGACGACAUGCAAGCGUCCAAGAGGAAGCUGGAAGAGCUUCGAGCCUCCAGUGGGGAGCACGUCUACUUUGCCAAGUUCCUCACAAGUGAAAAGCUGAUGGAUUUGCAGUUGAGCGACAGCAACUUCCGCCGCCAUAUUCUGCUCCAAUACCUGAUCCUCUUUCAGUACCUCAAAGGACAAGUCAAAUUCAAAAGCUCCAGCUGCUUGCUAAAUGACGAGCAGACCACGUGGAUUGAUGAAACCACCAAGCUCGUUUAUCAGCUUCUCAAGGAAAUUCCUCCUGACGGCGAUAAGUUUGCCACCAUGGUGGAACGGAUCCUCAGCACCGAGGAAAAUUGGAUCGCUUGGAAAAAUGAGGGCUGUCCGAGCUUUGUCAAAGAACGUCCGGCCGACGACAAGCCCAAACGGCCCACCCGGAAACGAGCGGCACCGGAAGACUUCUUGGGAAAAGGGCCUGACAGGAAAAUCUUCAUGGGAAAUGAUGAGUUGACACGCCUGUGGAACCUAAACCUGGACAACAUGGAAGCUUGCAAAUCAGACACCAGGGAAUUCAUGCCCUCGCUGGAUGAAUUUUUUGCCGAAGCCAUCGAGCAGGCCGACCCCGUCAACAUGGUGGAGGAAGAGUACAAGGUUGUCCGGAACCCAAACUACGGCUGGCGAGCGUUAAGGCUGCUCUCCAGGAGAAGUCCGCACUUUUUUCAGCCCACCACCCAGAAGUUUAACAGCCUGGCAGACUACUUGGACAGCAUGGUCAGCAAGCUGGCCAAGGAGCUACCUAAAGAUAUUCCGUCAGAGGAGAUCAAGACGGGCGAAGAUGACGAUGACGAAAACGGAGACAAUCUGCUUAAAGACAGCAACGACAGCCCGAGCAUGCCGAGCAAGAUGGUAAGCAACCAACAGAUGGACGAAGUGGCAGCCAAGCUGGGUGGCCGUUGGAAGUCGCUGGCCUCACAUUUGGAGAUGCGCGCGGCAGAGCUGCGCGAGAUAGAGAACGAAAGCGAGGAUGCCGAGAUCCGUGCCAAGCUGUUGCUGGUCACCUGGCAGGACCGGGAAGGGGCGCAGGCUACUGUGGAGAGCCUGGUGGCAGCCCUCAAUGCCGCUGGCUUUGCUAAGAUGGCGGAUGAUCUCAGCGAAGCUUGA
Molecule: messenger RNA, 1965 nt
Organism: Nerophis lumbriciformis (worm pipefish)
Lineage: Eukaryota; Metazoa; Chordata; Actinopteri; Syngnathiformes; Syngnathidae
Source: RefSeq, a predicted model, not a curated record